Penicillium waksmanii is the source of this 840-nucleotide messenger RNA. RefSeq lists its product as uncharacterized. Bases 1 to 840 code for a protein of 279 amino acids. The transcript has 3 exons. The record is from RefSeq and is a predicted model, not a curated record. NCBI's taxonomy places the organism in Eukaryota, Fungi, Ascomycota, Eurotiomycetes, Eurotiales, Aspergillaceae.
AUGCCGCUCGCUUCCAUCCUCUCAUCGCUUCCAUCUCUCCGCCUUCCACAUUCCUACCAAGACCGAGUCAACCUCGCGCUCGGCACCGCCGCGUUCUUAGGAACUACCACCAUCCUCCUCCCCGCCGCUUACCGCGACUACCGCACCUUCAAAUCAUACGGCCAAGGAGGCGUCCCGAAUAAUGUCAUCGGCUGGCUGAUCGUGCGCCUGCUCUUCCAGCCCUUCCGCAGGGAGAUGCUCGACACAGAAGUCUACUCGCGUCGCAUCGACGCCGCCGAGGGCCACGGGAUGGGUGGUGAUGGAUAUUUGACACUAUCCAAAGAACAACUGGCUACGCGAUCGCCUGAGGCCAGGCCCGAGGUGGGCCCGCAUGUUGCGCCGCAGCGCCAGUUGACACAAAUUCCAGACGAGGAUAUCAUGGAGAAAUUCCGCGCUGCGUUCCGAUCCUUCGGUUUGCGUAACCACCACCUCGUUAAAUUCCACCAAUCCAACCUGGAGCAACAUGCAGAUGGAUUCUUCCUAGCGGACCACCUUCCCAUAACCGAUCUGGCUGUGAGCAUGGCGGGAGAGAUUGCGCAUAUUCAUCAGGGUUAUGACCACUCCGUGCAUGCCGUCUUGUCGCCUGCAGACUGUAUCAAAAUACUCGAUGCGGGAUGGGGCCAGCGCCAUGGUUUCUCGGGUACAUCAGCUAUGACAUACCUAUCCUUUGGGACAUUGCCUGAUCUACCUGCGGAAUAUAUUCUCAUUUAUGCGCCACGCACGGAAGACGAAAUCAAAAUCGUGAUGGAGAUUAUCUCGGCCAGUGUGAAAUUCAUGACUGGACGAGAAGACACGCGGUGA